Messenger RNA from Conger conger (European conger), 1930 nucleotides. It is a transcript of the gene colgalt2b, whose product is annotated as collagen beta(1-O)galactosyltransferase 2b. Gene Ontology annotation, molecular function: procollagen galactosyltransferase activity. Lineage: Eukaryota; Metazoa; Chordata; Actinopteri; Anguilliformes; Congridae. Bases 63 to 1772 code for a protein of 569 amino acids. The record is from RefSeq and is a predicted model, not a curated record. The transcript is spliced from 12 exons.
ACUGGUUACUCUCGUGCAGGGAUCGCGUUUCGCCAGAAACCCCCCUGCUGAAGCCGAAGGUAAUGAUCGCGAUCCUGGCUCGCAACGCGGCGCACAGUCUUCCACAUUACCUGGGCUGUAUCGAGCGACUGGACUAUCCCAAGGAUCGGAUCGCUAUCUGGGCAGCGACGGACCACAGUCUGGAUAACAGCACGUCCAUGCUGCGGGAGUGGCUGAAGGAGGUGCAGGGGAUGUACCACUACGUGGAGUGGAGACCCAUGGAUGAGCCGCGUUCGUACACGGACGAGUGGGGGCCGAAGCACUGGCCUGUCUCGCGCUUCAACCACGUGAUGAAGCUGAGGCAGGCCGCCCUGCGCUCUGCCAGGGAACGCUGGGCCGACUACAUACUGUUUGCAGACAGCGAUAACCUCCUGACCAACCCCCGGGUUCUGACCCUGAUGAUGGCGGAGAAUAGGACCCUGGUGGCUCCCAUGCUGGAGUCCCGGUCCCUCUACUCCAACUUCUGGUGCGGCAUCACCCCUCAGGGGUACUACAAGCGCACGCCGGACUACCAGCCCAUCCGGGAGUGGAAGCGUCUGGGCUGCUACGCGGUUCCCAUGGUGCACUCCACCUUCCUGCUGGACCUGCGCCGGGACGCCACCCGCGACCUGGCCUUCCACCCGCCCCACCCCGACUACACCUGGGCCUUCGACGACAUCAUGGUGUUCGCCUUCUCCGCACGGCAAGCCGAUGUGCAGAUGUACAUCUGUAACAGAGAGCAUUAUGGGUUCCUCCCCGUGCCGCUGAAGGCCCAGCAGAACCUGGAGGACGAGGCGGAGAGCUUCUCCCACACCGUCGCAGAGGCCCUGAUCGACCACAGCAUAGAGCCCUCGCAGUACCUCUACAACCCCUCCAGACCCCUGGACAUGAUGGGCUUUGAUGAGAUCUUCCUGAUUAAUCUGAAGCGUCGGUUGGACCGCCGGACGAGGAUGCUGGACACGCUGGGGACUCUGGGAAUCCAGGUCACGCUGACGGAGGCGGUGGACGGCAAAGCUCUGAACACGUCCCAGCUCCAGGCAUUGGGUAUAGAGAUGUUGCCGGGAUACAAGGACCCAUACUCCGGUCGUGUGCUGACCCGGGGCGAGAUUGGCUGCUUCCUCAGUCACUACAACACUUGGACACAGGUUGUGGAGCGGGGUCUGGAGAGUGUUCUGGUUCUGGAGGACGACGUGCGCUUCGAGCCCAGGUUCAAGAACAGGCUGAUGACCAUCAUGGAGAGCAUGAAGCAGGCCGAUCUGGACUGGGAUCUCAUGUAUGUGGGGCGGAAGCGCAUGCAGGUGAGCCAGCCAGAGCACUCAGUGGAGGGCGUGAAUAACCUGGUGGUGGCCGACUACUCCUAUUGGACGCUGGGCUAUGCGCUGUCACUGCAGGGCGCCAAGAAGCUGCUGAAUGCCCGCCCCUUUGGCAGGAUGCUGCCAGUGGACGAGUUCCUGCCAAUCAUGUUCAACAAGCACCCGAAUGCGGAGUACAUGGCGCAGUUCGAGCGGCGGGACCUGCGGGCGUUCUCGGUGGAGCCCCUCCUGCUCUACCCCACGCACUACACGGGCGAGCCGGGCUACGUGAGCGACACGGAGACCUCCACCAUCUGGGACGACGAGGCGGUGAGCACGGACUGGGACCGGCAGCACGCCGCCAAGACCGCGCAGCAGGACCGCAUACGCCCCAUCGCCCAGAACAGCGUGACCGGGGACACGCCCCCCCCCGCCUCCCGCGCCUCUCGUGACGAACUCUGAACUCCCCCCCGAGGGAGGGGCUCCCGCACGGACACACGAGCGCACGGGCGUACGAAUACUGUCUCAGACACACUCUCACACACACACACGGACAUAAUAACACACUCUCACACACACACACGGACAUAAUAACACACUCUCACACAUACACACGGACA